AUGGCUGCUGUCUCUGAAAGCCCCGUUUUUCGGGCCACCACUACUGCCCCUGUCAAUAUCGCCGUUAUCAAGUACUGGGGAAAGCGUGACGCUACCCUCAACCUACCAACAAACUCUUCGCUUUCUGUCACCCUGUCUCAGCGCUCUCUCCGCACGCUCACAACUGCGUCCUGUUCUGCCACCUACCCCGCCACCGACGAACUCACGCUCAAUGGCAAGCCCCAGGAGAUCCAAUCGUCCAAACGUACACUAGCAUGUCUCGCUAGCCUACGGGCUCACCGAAAAGAGCUCGAGGAUGUCGACUCGUCUCUGCCAAAACUCUCUUCCUUCCCGCUAAGGAUCGUUUCGGAGAACAACUUCCCUACGGCCGCUGGUCUAGCUAGCUCGGCUGCUGGUUUCGCAGCCUUGGUUCGGGCCGUGGCCGAUCUGUACAAGCUGCCACAGUCUCCGAAGGAACUUAGUCGCAUUGCCCGCCAGGGAUCUGGAUCGGCUUGCCGCUCUUUAAUGGGAGGCUACGUCGCCUGGCGUGCCGGCGAGCUCGAGGACGGAAGCGACAGUCUCGCUGAAGAGGUCGCUCCUCAGGCCCAUUGGCCUGAGAUGCGCGCACUUAUCCUGGUUGUGAGUGCAGAGAAGAAGGACGUCCCUAGCACAACGGGUAUGCAGACGACCGUCGCAACAUCGGAGCUUUUCGCAACCCGAGCGAACGCCAUUGUCCCCGCUCGGAUGACUGCUAUCGAAACCGCUAUCCAAAACCGUGAUUUCCCUGCAUUUGCUGAGAUCACCAUGCGUGACUCGAACGGUUUCCACGCCACCUGCCUGGAUUCCUGGCCACCGAUCUUCUACAUGAACGAUGUCUCUAGGGCUGCUGUUAGACUCGUGCACGAUAUCAACAACAUCGUUGGCCGCACUGUGUGCGCGUACACUUUUGAUGCUGGCCCCAACGCUGUCAUCUACUACCUUGAGAAGGACUCUGACAUUGUUGCGGGAACCUUCAAGUCAAUUCUGGGUACAUCCCUUGAGGGCUGGUCCGGUCCUUUCUACGACGCUGUGAAGGACGCCACCCCGGAUGCGCCCCUUGACCAGGUGGACUCCCGGGCCGUGGAUGUGCUCAAGUCUGGAUUGAGUCGUGUGAUCUUGACUGGUGUUGGUGAGGGUCCCAUCAGUGUAGAGGAUCACCUCGUCGGUGAAAAGGGCGAAAUUCUCUCUACCCUAUAG
This is a messenger RNA of Aspergillus puulaauensis, 1215 nucleotides long. RefSeq names its product diphosphomevalonate decarboxylase MVD1 (gene mvd1). Gene Ontology annotation, molecular function: diphosphomevalonate decarboxylase activity; ATP binding. Gene Ontology annotation, biological process: isoprenoid biosynthetic process; isopentenyl diphosphate biosynthetic process, mevalonate pathway. Gene Ontology annotation, cellular component: cytosol. The transcript is spliced from 2 exons. The coding region runs from base 1 to 1215 and encodes 404 amino acids. The record is from RefSeq and is a predicted model, not a curated record. NCBI's taxonomy places the organism in Eukaryota, Fungi, Ascomycota, Eurotiomycetes, Eurotiales, Aspergillaceae.